This is a messenger RNA of Etheostoma cragini (Arkansas darter), 3566 nucleotides long. RefSeq names its product glutamate receptor, ionotropic, N-methyl-D-aspartate 3Bb (gene grin3bb). NCBI's taxonomy places the organism in Eukaryota, Metazoa, Chordata, Actinopteri, Perciformes, Percidae. Bases 57 to 3440 code for a protein of 1127 amino acids. The transcript is spliced from 11 exons. The record is from RefSeq and is a predicted model, not a curated record. Gene Ontology annotation, cellular component: postsynaptic membrane; plasma membrane. Gene Ontology annotation, biological process: monoatomic ion transport; synaptic transmission, glutamatergic; modulation of chemical synaptic transmission. Gene Ontology annotation, molecular function: NMDA glutamate receptor activity; transmitter-gated monoatomic ion channel activity involved in regulation of postsynaptic membrane potential.
AGCGCGCCGGCCCGUCUGUCUCCGCGUGUGUCUGGUCUUGUUGUGGUGAAGCCAGCAUGGCGGCUCCUCUGGAGGUGAUCGUGAGCUGCGACUCCGCAGCGCAGAUGUGGAACAGCACCGUGUUCGACCUGCACAGCGGCUCCAGCCUGCUGUCGUACCGGGGCGGGAACAGCGCUGCCCGGACCCUCACCGUGCUCCGCGGGGAGUACCUGCUGUCCGCGCAGCUGGGCAAGAACUUCAUCAAUGUGUGGGAGAUCCAGAGGAAGGACCUGCUGCACCUGGACCUCCUGGCCCAGUCCCUGCAGGUCCCGUUCAUCAGCAUCCUGGAGAGCGGAGACACACUUGACACACAGAACCGGUUCCACCUGCAGAUGGCGAUGGGAGUCCCAGACUCCGCCCUGUCGACGCUGCUGCUGGCGGUGUUCCGGCGUUCUGGAUGGCUGGAGGGAACCGUGGUUCUGUGCAGGGGCUGGGAGGAGGCCCGCGGGCUGCUGAGGCGGCUGGACGGCAACAGCAGAGAAUCAUGGGACGGUGACGGUGACAGCAGAGCAUCAUGGGAUGGCGGCGGUGACAGCAGAGCAUCAUGGGACGGUGACGGUGACAGCAGAGCCUCAUGGGACAGUGGCGGUGAUAGCAAAGCAUCAUGGGACGGCGGCGGCAACAGCAGAGCAUCAUGGGACGGCGCCAGGCCGGACUGGCGUAUCCGCACCAUCCUGAACCUGACGCAUUCGGCCUAUGACGACACGCAGAUCCACGACUUCCUGUCGCGCCACUUCGGGCAGAACCCGGCAAUGCCGCCGGCGCCAGCGGCUGUGCUGCUGUUCGGCGCCGAGCCACAGUGUGCGGCGGCGGUGCUGCGCGGCGCCCAGGCCCUGGGCCUCACGUUACCCAUGGUGCACUGGGUGAUGGGCCAGCCACUGCGGCCCGACGCGCUCCAUACCAUUGGGCUCCCACCGGGCCUGCUGGCCUACGGGGAGGUGGAGCGCCAGCCGCUUGACUUCUACAUCACGGACGCUCUGACGCUGGUCAGACGCGCUGUCGGGGCCGCUGCCACCGCCAGACCAGACCUGGCGGUGGGCCAGAACCUGCUGAGCUGCCACGAUGCACCGGCGCCCGGCGGGCAGUUCCUGUCCAGGUUUCUGUCCAACACGUCGUUCUCCGGGCUGACCGGUCCGGUGCGAGUGCACCCUAACCGCUCCAAGGUCGUGACCUCUCAGCGGUUCCACAUCUGGAGUCUGGGUCUGGAUGCCCUGGGCCAGCCCAGCUGGGUUACGGUGGGCCGCUGGGCUGCGGGCCGGCUCACCGUGGAGGAGCAGGACGUGUGGCGCGGCCCCGAACCCCGUAGGCGCCCAGAGGGCCCGGCGGGGACCGGCCGGCGGCGCUGGAGGCCGGGCGUCCCGGCAGCGGGGAGCUGGGUGCGCGUGGUCACGCUGGUGGAACACCCCUUCGUCUUUACGCGGGACGUGGAUGCCGAGGGUCGCUGCCCUGCAGGGCAGUUCUGCCUCGACGCCGGCGCCAACGCCUCCCACACCCUGGAGACAUACUUCAGGGAUGUGGAGGGGGGCAACAGCAGCCUCCUGCCCCCCGAUUUCAGCAAGUGUUGCUACGGGUACUGCGUGGACCUGCUGGAGAAGCUGGCCGAGGACCUGGGCUUCCACUUCGAGCUGUACAUUGUGGCCGACGGGAAGUACGGCGCGUGGAAGGGGGGACGCUGGACCGGGCUGGUGGGGGAUCUUCUCGGCGGGCUUGCCGACAUGGCCGCCGCCUCCUUCAGCAUCAACUCGGCGCGCAGCCGCGUCAUCGACUUCACCUCGCCUUUCUUCUCCACCAGCCUGGGCAUCUUGGUGCGCAGCAAGGACACGGCGGCGCCCAUCGGCGCCUUCAUGUGGCCGCUUCACUGGUCCAUGUGGGUGGGCAUCUUCGCCGCGCUGCACAUCACCGCGCUCUUCCUCACGCUGUACGAGUGGAAGAGUCCAUACGGCAUGACGCCGCACGGCCGCAACCGCGUCCGGGUGUUCUCGUACUCGUCGGCGCUGAACCUGUGCUACGCCAUCCUGUUCGGGCGCACCGUCGCCUCCAAGACGCCGAAGUGCUGGACGGGCCGCUUCCUGAUGAACCUGUGGGCCAUCUUCUGCCUGCUGGUGCUGUCCAGCUACACCGCCAACCUGGCCGCCGUCAUGGUGGGGGACAAGAGCUUUGAGGAGGUGUUGGGGAUCCAUGACGCAAAGCUGCAGCACUCGUCGCAGGGUUUCCGUUUCGGGACGGUGAGGGAGAGCAGCGCCGAGGACUACAUGAAGAAGAGUUUCCCUGACAUGCACGAGUACAUGAGGCGCUUCAACGAGCCGACCACGCCGCAGGGGGUCGCCAUGCUUAAGGUCCAGUACCAGGUGUGGUACGGGAUCGGUCUCCCCCAGAACUCUCCUCUGACGUCCAACGUCUCCGAGUUCCUCAGCAGGUAUAAGUCGGAGGGCUUCAUGGAUCUGCUGCACGACAAGUGGUACAAAGUCGUUCCCUGUGGAAACCGCGUGUUCGCCGUCACCGAGACGCUCCAGAUGGGGAUCAGCCAUUUCUCAGGUCUCUUCGUGUUAUUGUGUGUUGGCGUUGGCGGCGCUCUGCUGACGCUGGCCGGAGAACACGCGUUCUACCAGCUCGUCCUGCCGCGCAUCCGCCGCCGCCGCAAGCUGCAGUACUGGCUGCACACCUCACAGAAGAUCCACCGAGCUCUCAACAUGACGUAUGAAGACGUGAAGCGGCAGCGAGCCGACAAAGACAAAAGCUGUAACCUGGAGAAGUGUCAGCCCCACCCGGGCCCCCCAGGGCCCCCCGCCCCCCCGGUACCUGAAGCCUCGGCCAAGUGGAACAACGAGGCCGGUAAGGACGCCGCCCCCCCCGCUGCUGAUGCCCGGGACUUCAGGCGAGUCCACUUUCACCUGGAGACCCUGAACACGCGGCGCUUGCUCGCUCGCAUCGCUACUGCUGAAGCCAAGGGGGAGGGGCCAGCCAGGCCAGGGGCGGGGACUAACAGCAGACCGGGUGAAGGGGCGGGGCCUAACAGCACACUGUGUGAGAACGGAGGACUGGCGGCAUCUCUGGCCGGCCUGGUGCUGUCCCGUCAGUCCUCCUCCGCCCGGCAGAGUUCACCUAACACGUCUGCGGCUGGAGCCCCGCCCCCGGUGGCAGUGGAGCAGUCCGCGGCGGUGGAGCCGCCCCGGCCUGGCGAGCUGCAGGAGCUGCAGGAACAGAUCAAUGAGAUGAGGGACAAACUGAGGACGGCGUUAGCCCGGAGGGCCCACAUCCAGAAUUCUCUGAACAAACCUGUUGUCACAGUAACAGACAAUGUGACAACAGCGUCAGGAGCCCCGCCCACUGACGCCCCGCCCACUGGCGCACUGCCUGCUGGAGCCCCCCCCACUGACACCCCACCCAUUGGCGCCCGGUAACACCUUUCCCUGCCAACAUGAAAAGCGUGACGACCAUGACGGACCCGCCUCACAGAGUCCGGUCCAAAGUCCCGCCUUUCCACAGCAGAACGACCAAUCAGAAGAGCUGAUGCUCAUAACAGAAUG